UGGCACCUCUUGGCACUGGACUCGCAGAGCACCCUUUCAGGCCUCCCAGAGGACGGGAGCAUCCCUAAGACUCUUCUUUCCAGAUGGCAAACGAAGCAAACCCUUGCCCGUGCAAUGCUGGAGAUACUCUGGACUAUGAAAGUCUUGGGCAUGAAAUUCCUGUUGAGCACAUCAGUGCCUACCUUUGCAAACCUUCCUCCCCUACUGAGAAAGCCGUGAUUGUGGUUCAUGACAUAUAUGGAUGGCAGUUGCCCAAUACCAGAUAUAUUGUUGAUAUGCUUGCAGCCAAUGGAUACCUAGCAAUUCUCCCAGACUUUUAUAAAGGACAAGAGCCUUGGAAACCAUCUAGUGAUUGGACAACAUUUAGUGAAUGGCUAAAAACAAGAGAUGCCAAAAAAAUCAACAAGGAAAUGGAUGUUGUCUUGAAGUAUCUUAAAGAACAGUGUCAGAUCGGGAAGAUGGGUGUCAUCGGAUUUUGUUGGGGUGGAGCUGCAGUACAACACCUGAUGGCAUCAUAUCCUGAUUUUAAGGCAGGCAUCUCCGUGUAUGGUGUUAUCAGAUUAGCAGGGGACAGGUGCAAUUUACUGAAUCCCACAUUUUUCAUUUUUGGAGAGAAAGAUGACAUCAUUCCUCUUGAACAGGUCUCUACACUAGAACAGAAACUGAAAGAGCAGUGCAAAGUUGAUUUUGAAGUAAAAAUCUAUCCGGGUCAAACACAUGGCUUUGUACAUCGCAAGAAGGAAGAUACGAACCCUGAAGACAAACCCUACAUUGAAGAAGCAAGGAGUGACAUGAUGAACUGGCUAAAUAGAUACGUUUUAUAGACAGAAUCUGUGGAAUUUAUAGGAGAAUGCUAGCACAACAGAAAGGACUUGAUCCAAUUUUACUCAAACAUUAUGUGCACUUUUUAUUCACCACUAAAGCAGUUUAACACCAAACAUAGCUACACCACUAUUAAAGUGGUAUAAGUUUUCCCCCCGGCUCAGACAAUCCCAUUUUGAGUUUAGCUAUGGGGGGCGGGGGCGGUGUUAGAGGUACAUCACGGAGCGUUAACAGCACC
Molecule: messenger RNA, 1060 nt
Organism: Gekko japonicus
Lineage: Eukaryota; Metazoa; Chordata; Lepidosauria; Squamata; Gekkonidae
Product: carboxymethylenebutenolidase homolog
Exons: 6
Coding region: 84-824 (246 amino acids)
Molecular function (GO): hydrolase activity
Source: RefSeq, a predicted model, not a curated record